This is a messenger RNA of Acaulospora morrowiae, 756 nucleotides long. The record is from the annotation of a GenBank genome assembly. NCBI's taxonomy places the organism in Eukaryota, Fungi, Glomeromycota, Glomeromycetes, Diversisporales, Acaulosporaceae.
UUUGCCGGUAUCACGCAAGAUUUAUUUGACAAAGUUGAACGUAAUUGGACAUCUGGAGUGACAAUUGACUUCGCUAUUUGGAUUAGAUGUUUCAUGACCGACAUCUUAUCUUCAACUUUAACUGGGAGUCCAGCCGUGUGUCCAUUGUCAUGUAGCAUAUCAAAAUCUGAAUAUACACCAGAAAUGAAAAAGUCAUAUGAAUUCCUUGAAAGCCUGAAAACAUGGUUCAAUUCCCUUCCAUUCUUCGUAGCUAUACCUCGAUAUUUACGAUAUAACCUUCCUAUAUUAAGUUCAAUAAACAGAUAUUAUCUUAAUAAUGCGAAACGCUUAGAAGACGAGAUUCUAGAGAAAGUUAUAAAACGCCGUGAACAAUUAGAAAACCUUCCCGAAGGUCAAGCGGGCGGAGACGGAUUAUUGGAUAUGUUGUUGACCAUGAAUCUAAGAGAUCAUAAUGAACCUGCCGAAGAUGAUGAACCAAUGAAAGAUGGAGAAAUACGCGACAAUAUUAUGGAUAUCUCACUUACCAGUUCGGACUCGACUGGAAAUUCCUUCUGUUAUUUCAUAUAUCACAUCUUCCAUAAUCCUCAAUGUAAAGAACGUUUAUUAGAGGAAAUUGAUUCGAUUUUUGCUGAUGAUAUGACUCGUCCUGUUACAUAUAAUGACCUGGAAAAACUUGUCUAUAUGGAAGCAGCAAUUAAAGAAACCUUACGUGUGUUUCCAGUUACUCCUCUAGUUCCGCGAAGAUGUAAAGAUCAU